AUGGAACAACAACAUGAUGGCUCGGUCGCGGGUCCUCUGGCUCUCCUGACGCAGACGACGCAGGUCGUCCAAACCUCAAGUCCAACGGGGGUAUGCCGACAAGCAAAGAUGCGCUGCAUUGGGGCAGAGGAUGGACAAACUCAAUGUCAACGAUGCAAACGAAGCAAUCUUGAAUGUGUCUUCGAGAAGCACCGCCGGGGUCGCAAACCAGGCUCCAAGCUAUCGGAGGCCUCCAAGAUGCUUCGACGGAUCGAAAAGGGAUUAAACAACGAACGCAAAAAGUCUCAGGUUGCCCAGACACCCUACCCUAUCAACACACCUCGUGCUCCUAGUGACUUCAACUUUGCCAGCAACAGCGACGGAUUCUUGGACCCGAGUCUUAACAAGAACGCUGCACCCCCGCGUGGGCCUAUGUCUAGCUCGACUACUCCAACAUCGACGGACCCACCACCAAGUUCUGUUGUGGGUGUAGGGUCCCCUGGUAAGCAGGGAAUACAAGUGAAGACCCCUGCCCCUGCAUCGCCAUCACAGACCAUGGAGGCCGAUGACGAUGACGAGGAUGAAAAGGAACCCUCAGAUGAUGGUUUAUUCCCUGCCCGUCUACUUGCUCGUGAGAAUCGUCGCAACUCGUUCUUCCGGACAAUUCUCAAUCCAGCCGAGACAGAGGGUGGACAUUCUCCUGAUGACCAGAAGCCUUCGAUGGACAGUAGGCAGGCUUCGGUAACAAGUAACAUUACAUCCAUCGGUUCAAUUAUUCCGGAGCCUAAGGACCCGAUCGCAGCGGGAUUGAUGGACGAAGCCCAAGCAAAGGUACUAUUCGAUUUGGUUUUCCUUCGUCUCAACCCAUUUAUCAACCUUUUCGAUCCUGUACUCCAUACGGUGCCUUAUGUGCGGUCACGGUGUCCCUUCCUGUUUACCUGCCUGAUUAUGGCAGGGUGCAAGUUUUGGAAACCGGAAUUAUUCAAGCAAACCCAGCGGAUCGCCAAUGAAUUUGUGGUCAAAGCUUUCGCUGACCAGUGGAAACGUGUUGAGAUCGUUCAGGCGUUUGCAUGUAUGACUUACUGGAAAGAACCUGAAGACACGAGAACCUAUACCUAUAUUGGUUAUGCAAGCCGAAUGGCUGUAGAGCUAGGUCUCAAUCGAUACAUGGCCAAACCUCCUGAGGGAGAAACCGAGCUUCAGAAACGCGAACGUCGAAAUAGGGAACGGACCUAUCUGGUCUUGUUCGUACAUGAUCGAUCGUUAGCUAUGCAGACUGGGCGUCAAUGGAUGCUGCCAGAGUGUGAUUUAGUGCGCCACUCACUGACUUGGCACGAAGACAAUUUUAUCCGCCCAGAGGACGUAAUCAUUUGUGCAUUCGUUCAAUUGCGUAGAAUUGCGGCUGAGACGACAGACGUGUUCUACCUACAUCGAGGAGCCCCGGGCCUUCUCCACGCCGAUGUCAAUUAUGAAAUUCUUCUUCGAGGGUGCAAUAGCAAACUGACCCAGUGGAUGGACCUCUGGCACGGUGAAAUGAAGAAAGCUGGUGGACAAAUGUUCCAUUUCUCAAUGUUGACAUUCUUCCGACUUCACGUGCGCCUUUUCCUCAAUAGCUUCGGACUACAGUCCUCGAUGGCAUCGUCGACUCGUGCGAGCGCAAGUUUACAUGCCCUCUCGGCCUGUUACACUAGUGCAGUCCAGUCUCUACAAAUCGUAGCGAAUGACUUCGCGCCUGUGGGAAUGCUGCGUUAUGGACAAGAUAGUAUAACUGUAAUGACCGCAUAUUCGGCUGUGUUCCUGUUAAAGCUCUUGAGGCGGCCACAAAACGUGACGGAUUUACACUUGACCCCAACCUUGUCGGAUCUCGACGAGGGUGCUUCUACACAAAAGAUCUAUGAUUUGAUAUCCAGUACCGCCGAUGCAUACCAAGAGGCAGCAAUACAUGCAUCCUCUUCUGGUUCAGCCGCAUAUCAUGCUCGAUUUUUGCGAAGCUUGGUCGCAAAGGAUAUGGCAACCAAGGCACGUCAAUCUGCAAGGGAACGCAAGCCAAAGGACAAUUCCGAUGCAAUGUCAGUCGGCGGAACUUCGCAGGGAACCCCCAGCCAAGCAUCGCCGAGUUACACAGGUGACCCUGUCAAUGCACCACCUUCUUACCACCCCCCUCUCGUACCCGGAACCCAACCUAGUGCGAUGCUACCUGUGCAGACGCCUCCCGCCGUCGGUGGCGCGGGAAUGCCCAACAGCAACGGGCUGAUGUACCAGCAGCAGCCGAACGGGAUGGUACCAUAUACGGAUGAUAUAUUCCCAUUCCCAUCGUCGCCGCAUCUUCCUAUGCACCCCGCAAUGCCCCACCAGAUGAACGAGCACAAUCAAGAGAUGCAACAGCAACACCCAUACGGAAACGGCAUGCAAAUGCAGCACCAGCAACCCCAUCAACAAAUGAUGCCCCAGCACCAGCCACACCAGCACCAGCACCAGGCCAACAACCAGCAGUAUGCCCAUAAUGUAUAUGGAAAUAUGCAGACAGCCGCGGCGACUGCAUCAGACCAGCAUUAUUGGAGAAACAUGUUUAUUGAACUCGGAUUUGGCGGACCUGAGCCUACUGUUACUGGAUAUAGCAGCACUAUGUUGUAG
Rhizoctonia solani is the source of this 2613-nucleotide messenger RNA. RefSeq names its product Fungal specific transcription factor domain. The record is from RefSeq and is a predicted model, not a curated record. The coding region runs from base 1 to 2613 and encodes 870 amino acids. The transcript is spliced from 15 exons. Gene Ontology annotation, biological process: DNA-templated transcription; regulation of DNA-templated transcription. Gene Ontology annotation, cellular component: nucleus. Lineage: Eukaryota; Fungi; Basidiomycota; Agaricomycetes; Cantharellales; Ceratobasidiaceae. Gene Ontology annotation, molecular function: transcription cis-regulatory region binding; zinc ion binding; DNA-binding transcription factor activity, RNA polymerase II-specific.